Trichoplusia ni (cabbage looper) is the source of this 501-nucleotide messenger RNA. RefSeq names its product odorant receptor Or1-like. Gene Ontology annotation, cellular component: plasma membrane. Gene Ontology annotation, molecular function: olfactory receptor activity; odorant binding. The transcript has 5 exons. Lineage: Eukaryota; Metazoa; Arthropoda; Insecta; Lepidoptera; Noctuidae. The record is from RefSeq and is a predicted model, not a curated record. Bases 1 to 501 code for a protein of 166 amino acids. Gene Ontology annotation, biological process: detection of chemical stimulus involved in sensory perception of smell; sensory perception of smell.
AUGUGGUACCCAUACGACACCACAAAAUCUCCCGCCUUUGAGUUGACGUACAUCCACCAAGUAGUGGCACUGCUCAUCGCUGCCUACCUGAACGUAGCCAAGGACACGCUGGUGGCGGCCCUCAUCGCCCAGUGCCGGUGCCGGCUCCGACUCCUGGGACAUGCCUUGAGGAGUUUGGAGGAGGGAUUGGAAAUUACGGAAAAGCCCGUGCUCUCUCAAGAUCAGGAGCACAUAGUGCAGUCCCGUCUUGCCACAUGCGUCACACACCAUCAGCAGGCGCUGGCAGCCUCGCGGGAGCUGCAGCAGUGCUUCUCCGAGCCCACCUUCGCGCAGUUCAUAGUCUCACUCAUCAUCAUCUGUGCAACUGCUUUUCAGAUGUCGACGAUGCAAUCGGAGAACAUAGUACGCCUGAUGUCGAUGGGCACCUAUCUGCUGAACAUGAUAUUCCAAGUGUUUAUCUACUGUUACCAAGGCAACCAACUGUCAGUCGAAAUCACUUAA